Messenger RNA from Eptesicus fuscus (big brown bat), 2202 nucleotides. It is a transcript of the gene SIGLEC11, whose product is annotated as sialic acid binding Ig like lectin 11. The record is from RefSeq and is a predicted model, not a curated record. Gene Ontology annotation, molecular function: sialic acid binding. NCBI's taxonomy places the organism in Eukaryota, Metazoa, Chordata, Mammalia, Chiroptera, Vespertilionidae. Gene Ontology annotation, cellular component: plasma membrane. The coding region runs from base 12 to 1748 and encodes 578 amino acids. The transcript has 9 exons. Gene Ontology annotation, biological process: cell adhesion.
CAGGCCCAGACAUGCUGCUGCUGCUGCUGCUGGUGCUGCUGCCCCUGCUGUGGGCCGGGUCCCCGCAGAAGGGUCCAGAGUACCAGCUGCAGAUGCAGGACUCGGUGACGGUGCAGGCGGGCCUGUGCGUGCACGUGCCCUGCAAGGUGUCCUACCCCCGGGAGGGCUGGAACGACUCUACCCCAGCAUACGGCUACUGGUACAAGAAAGGGGAUGCUGUCAGAGGAGAUGUCCUCGUGGCCACAAACAACAACCAAACCACGAAAAUAACAAGGAAGGGGAAAUCUCCCUCUCCGUUCUACCUCUCCGGGGACCCGGGGGCCGGCAACUGCUCCCUGAGCAUCUCAGGUGCGGGGCCCAGACACAGUGGAAAGUAUUACUUCCACCUGGAGAGGGGCCGUGUGAACCAUACCUACAAACUGCUCACCGUGAACGUGACAGCGCUGACCCAGACCCCGGACAUCCAGGUCAAGAAGCCCCUGGAGGCCGGCCGCCCGGGCCACCUGGUGUGCUCCCUGCCUGGGGCCUGUGCCCAGCUGCAGCCCGGCACCGUCUCCUGGAUUGGUGCUGCCCUCAGAACCCGGUUGCUGGGCUCGGCGGCCUCUAAGUCCUCGAAUAUCGUGCUCAUGCCCCGCCCACAGGACCACGGCACCAACCUCACCUGCCGGGUCACCUUCCCCAAGGCUGAUGUGAGCAGCGAGAAGACCAUCACGCUCAACGUGUCCUAUGCACCACAGAACCUGGCCAUCAGCGUCUCCCGAGGAAGCCACACAGAGCUGGAACACGUGGGGAACGGCUCGGCUCUCCCUGUCAGGGAAGGGGACUCGCUCCGCCUGCUCUGUGUCGCCGACAGCAACCCGCCCGCCACGCUGAGCUGGGCCCAGGGCAGCCGGCCCCUGAGCCCCUCACAGGCCCGCGAGCCCGGGGUCCUGGAGCUGCCCCGGGUGGAGGCGGGGCACGAAGGCAAAUUCACCUGCCGAGCUCAGCACCCGCGGGGCUCCCUGCGCGCCUCCCUGCGUCUCCGUGUGCAGAACCCCCCGCAGCUGCUGGGACCCUCCUGCUCCUGGGAGGACCAGGGUCUGCACUGCAGCUGCUCCUCCAGGGCCCAGCCGGCCCCCUCCCUGCGCUGGCGUCUGGGGGCGGGGCUGCUGGAGGGGAACCAUGGCAACGCCUCCCACGCUGUCACCUCCAGCUCAGCGGGGCCCUGGACCAACAGCUCCCUGAGCCUCCCCGCGGGGCUCAGCCCUGACCUCAGACUCAGCUGCGAGGCCCGGAAUGUGCACGGGGCCCAGAGCGCCUCUGUCCUGCUGCUGCCAGGUCAGGGCCUGCUGGGGGCAGAGGCCACGGAGAAGGGAGUGGGGAAGCCCGCGCUUAGGGAAGCCUUCGUCCUGGGGGCUGUCGCGGGAGCUGGUGUCGUUGGGCUGCUCAGCCUCUGCCUCAUCGUCUUCAUAGUGAAGACCUGCAGGAGGGACGCACCCCGGGCUGCAGCUGGUGAGAAGGAUGCCCCCUCCACGCGGGGUCCCGGCUCCUUGGGUUACCAGCGUGGGUGUCUGCCAGGGCAGUCUGGGUCGGAGCAAAUUGGACGCCGCCCGCCCCCAGCUGCGUCCCCCGCGGCCGCCGCCCCCACCCCGGGGGAGGAGCUGGAGCUCUAUUACGCCACCCUCAGCUUCCAGGGUCGGAGGCUGGGGGAACCUCCCGACCAGGAGGCCACCAGCACCGAGUAUGCAGAGAUCAAGAUCCGCACAUAACGGCCCCCCAGCUCCGGCGACCUCUGGCUGGAGGGCCCAGGGCCGCUCUGGGAGGGGAGACAUCAGGGACAAUUCCCAAGAAUUAGCUGACGACAUGGGUGUUCCACUGGUGCCGUGAUGGGCAGAACUGGCCUCAAAUUUCAGCCAGCCUCCAACUACGAGCAUGAGUCUGAGCAAGUCACUCUACUUCUCAGUCUCCCCUCUGAAACACAGACACAGUAACCCUAACUGGACCCUGGCCGAUGUGGCUCAGUGGUUGAGCGUCCACCUAUGGACCAGGAGGUCACGGUUCGAUUCCCCGUCAGGGCAUAUGCCAGCGGUUGUGAGCUCCAUCCCCAGUGUGGGGUGUGCAGGAGGCACACCUAACAGAUCGGCUGCCUCCUGCAUAGAUCGGCUGCCUCCUGCACGCCCCCACUGGGAAUCAAGCCAGCAACAGAGGGAUGUGUCCUGACUG